AUGGCCCAUCAUGGACUUGGGCUCUUCAUCCUCAUCAUUAUUUUGCUCCUUGAUCAAAGCCAGCCUGCCAAACUUAAAGCCAGAAAACACAGCAAACGUAGAGUGAAAGAAAAGACUGGCGACCUAAGAACGCAGGUGGAGAAGCUCUGGAGAGAAGUAAAUGCCUUGAAGGAAAUGCAAGCCCUGCAGACAGUCUGCCUCCGAGGCGUGAAAGUACACAAAAAAUGUUACUUGGCAUCUGAUGUCUCUAAGACCUUCCAUGAGGCAAAUGAGGACUGCAUUUCCAAAGGUGGGAUCCUGGUCAUUCCCAGGAACAGUGAUGAAACCAAUGCCCUUCGAGACUAUGGAAAAAAGAGUCUGCCAGGCAUUAAUGACUUUUGGCUGGGGAUUAAUGACAUGGUCAAUGAAGGGAAAUUUGUUGAUGUCAAUGGUGCUGCCAUUACCUUCUUCAACUGGGAUCAUGCACAGCCCAAUGGUGGGAAGAGGGAUAACUGUGCCCUGUUCUCCCAAGCAGCCCAAGGAAAGUGGAGUGAUGAGUCCUGCCGGAGCAGCAAGAGAUACAUAUGUGAAUUUGUCAUUCCCUAG
Dromiciops gliroides (monito del monte) is the source of this 585-nucleotide messenger RNA. RefSeq names its product C-type lectin domain family 3 member A (gene CLEC3A). The transcript has 3 exons. Lineage: Eukaryota; Metazoa; Chordata; Mammalia; Microbiotheria; Microbiotheriidae. The record is from RefSeq and is a predicted model, not a curated record. The coding region runs from base 1 to 585 and encodes 194 amino acids.